AUGGGGAACUGGAACUUAUUGGGUGGCAUCCUAGAGGAAGUUCACUCCCACUCAACCAUAGUAGGGAAAAUCUGGCUGACCAUCCUCUUCAUCUUCCGAAUGCUGGUACUUGGUGUGGCUGCUGAGGAUGUCUGGGAUGAUGAACAGUCAGCCUUUGCCUGCAACACCCAGCAGCCAGGUUGCAACAACAUCUGUUAUGAUGAUGCUUUCCCUAUCUCUUUGAUCAGGUUCUGGAUUUUACAGAUCAUCUUUGUGUCCUCUCCUUCUCUAGUGUAUAUGGGCCAUGCACUUUAUAGACUUAGGGCCUUUGAGAAAGAGAGGCAGAAGAAAAAGUCACACUUUAGAACCCAGAUGGAGAAUCCAGAGCUUGACUUGGAGGAGCAACAAAGGAUAGACAGAAAACUGAGAAGGUUAGAAGAGCAGAAGAGGAUCCAUAAAGUCCCUCUGAAAGGAUGUUUGCUGCGUACUUAUGUCUUGCACAUCUUGACCAGAUCAGUGCUGGAAGUAGGGUUCAUGAUAGGCCAAUAUAUUCUCUAUGGGUUUCAAAUGCACCCCCUUUACAAAUGCACUCAACCUCCUUGCCCCAAUGCUGUGGAUUGCUUUGUAUCCAGGCCCACGGAGAAGACCAUUUUCAUGCUCUUUAUGCACAGCAUUGCAGCCAUCUCCUUGUUACUCAAUAUACUGGAAAUAUUUCAUCUGGGCAUCAGAAAAGUCAGGAAGGCACUCUAUGAAAAAUCCCGCAGUGAAGGCAUUGAGAAUGAAAGGGGCCCUCCAUUCCACUUGAAGAAAUAUUCAGUGGCCCAGCACUGUAUGAUUUGCUCUUCCUUGUCUGAAAGAAUCUCUCUACUUCAAGCCAACAAUCAACAGAAAGCCACUAGAGUCAAUAUGCCAAAGUCAAAAACCAUGUGGCAAAUUCCACAACCCAGGCACUUUGAGGUAGACACUUCCUUUAGCAAAAAAGACAUAGCUGAGAAGGAUCAGCACAGAGGACAGCUCCAUGUCCACAGCCCAUGUCCCUGGAAUGGCAGUGCCAGAAUUCAGCACCACGGACACCAACGAGACCAUUCCUCUUUUGGCCUACAGAAUACGAUGUCCCAGUCCUGGCUAGAUACAACGACAGCUCCUAGACACUGUCCAUCCUAUGCAGUAGGAACCUGGGAGCAGUCCCAGUACCUGGAACCCUCAGGUGAACCUCUCACAGAUCGGCACAGUCACUGCAGAGACAGUGAUGGCAGCAUGAAAGAAAGUGGGGUCUGGAUAGACAGAUCUCGCCCAGGCAGUCGCAAGGCCAGCUUUCUGUCCAGAUUGCUGUCUGAAAAGGGACAGCUGCAUAGUGGCUCAGGAAGCUCCAGUUCUCAGAAUAGCUCCUGCUAUCGGGAAAACAGCCCCUCGCCUCUGCCUUCAGCCACUGGGCACAGAACAUCAAUGGUAAGUAAGACAGCCCUACUAAUCACAGAACUAUCACAAGAACUGUUCCACUCUGGCCACUUUUUCCCUUUUUUCCUUCCUGAUAUCUAUAUAUGUGUGUUGAGAGAGGUGGAUGGGGAGGGAGUUAAUUUACAGAGAGAUAAAUUCAUUUAUACAAUACACUUGGGUAAACUCAAUUCAUAA
This is a messenger RNA of Cynocephalus volans (Philippine flying lemur), 1611 nucleotides long. It is a transcript of the gene GJA10, whose product is annotated as gap junction protein alpha 10. NCBI's taxonomy places the organism in Eukaryota, Metazoa, Chordata, Mammalia, Dermoptera, Cynocephalidae. Gene Ontology annotation, biological process: cell-cell signaling. Gene Ontology annotation, molecular function: gap junction channel activity. The record is from RefSeq and is a predicted model, not a curated record. Gene Ontology annotation, cellular component: connexin complex.